AAACCCUAGCUUCCUGUAAAUGCCUUAAGCCUUAAACCCCCCAAUCCCAGACAAGAUCACCUCCCUGGUCUCUCUCUCUCUCUCUAUUUCUGGGUCUGUAAAUUUACACACACAGAACCAGAAAUGGUGUGGUUUCAAUGCGAGGACUGUGGAGACAAUCUCAAGAAACCCAAGUUGCCUCACCACUUCAACACCUGCUCUGCUCGCAAGCUUUCGUGUAUCGAUUGUGGUGAGAUGUUUGGGAGAGAAACUGUUCAGGGUCACACACAGUGUAUUACUGAAGCGGAAAAAUAUGGUCCUAAGGGACAAGCGAAAGCUGUGAAUGGUGGGGGAGCCAAGGCCAACAAGGAUUCGAAGCAGCAAGCCGAUUUUGAUAUAACUGUUGGGUUAUCUGAGCGCCCGCCCUGGUUUUGUAGUCUUUGCAAUACGAAUGCGACCAGUAGGCAGACACUGAUGCUCCAUGCUGAAGGAAAGAAGCACAGGGGAAAGGCUCGAGCUAUUCAUGCUGCCAAGCAAAAGGCUAUGCAGCCACAAGAAUCUGCUCCAGAUACAAAACCCCAACCUGAGGAAGCUCCAAAAGGAAUAGAAGAACCUAAAUUGCAAGAUGCAUCAGGAGUCGAUACUGUCCAUAAAAUUUCUGAAGCAGAGAAUGGAAAUUUGCUGUCAAAGAAAAAGAGAAAACUAGAAGAGUCCAAGAAUGAUGAAUCAAGAAAAAAGACUAAGGAUACUACAUCAGGGGAAGUAGGCAAUGAGAAAGUGAUUCAGAAUGGGAAAGCAGAAGCAAAUGGAAAAGAGACCAAGUUGAAGAAAGAUACAGAAGACUCCGAGAAAAAAAUUAAGUGGAAGAAGUUGAUUACAUCAACAUUAAAAUCGAAAGAUGGAGUUCUGAAGAUGAGAAAACUGAAGAAACUUGUUCUGAAUGCUAUUGCGGAAUCUGGCAUAACAGAAGAUGAAGGAAAACUGAGUACGACCUUUGAGGAUAAGGUCAAUUCAAGCUCCAGAUUUAGAGUUGAGAACAAGUAUGUUCACUUGGUGGCCAAGGAUUAAACUACAGUUGGUAGCAGAGUAACUGAGAGUUCUAGCAUGAUGUUGCAUUGCUCGCCUUCAUCUAUCACCAUUCAAAUUCAAAAUUAAAUCCAGAUGGUCGGCUGGUCCUCUUGUUGUAUGCAGAGUUAGGGAGUCUAGGAUUUGGAGGAGCUUAUGUUAUCCGAGACUUUUUUGUCUGUUCUAGUGUUCAACAAGUUUUCAGAAGAAAUGUCUCGUGUCAUUUUUGUAUUUUCUCAGAUUCAGACAUUGUGACGAUUGUCUCAUAACAGAAGUUACAGAAUAUCCAUUCUUAA
Messenger RNA from Rosa rugosa (rugosa rose), 1340 nucleotides. RefSeq names its product UBP1-associated proteins 1C. The transcript is spliced from 6 exons. Lineage: Eukaryota; Viridiplantae; Streptophyta; Magnoliopsida; Rosales; Rosaceae. The coding region runs from base 124 to 1047 and encodes 307 amino acids. The record is from RefSeq and is a predicted model, not a curated record. Gene Ontology annotation, cellular component: nucleolus. Gene Ontology annotation, biological process: rRNA processing; negative regulation of transcription by RNA polymerase II. Gene Ontology annotation, molecular function: DNA binding.